AUGACCAUUGUUCCGUCAUUCACCCUCGGGUUCAUCCGCUGCAGGGAAAACAAUAAAGUCCUCAUGCUCAAUCGCAACAAAGCCCCAUGGAUGGGUAAAUGGAAUGGUGUUGGCGGUAAGAUCAACCCCAAUGAAACCCCCUUGGACUGUAUCAUUCGCGAAGCACAAGAAGAGACGGGGUUAAUGUUGUCCCAAUUCCAACCUCGGGGCAUUUUGACCUGGGAAAUAUACACCAAGGAAUCUGCCCCCGACAACAGCAACAAGAGCAAGAAUGGCACGCUUGCUGAACGAGCGUUGAGACAUGCCAAUUUAGCCAGCACUGGUGGGCUAUAUAUAUUCACCGCCGAUAUCACGUUGCAACAGUUUGAGAAUUAUCGCACGCCAUUGAUUUACGACGAUGAAGGAAUCUUGUGCUGGAAAGACUUGGAAUGGAUUACAUUUGAGUUUAAUUUAGGAGUGGUUGAUAAUAUACGAGCUAAUCUAUCGCAGAUGUUUGAGUCUAAUGAAGA
Messenger RNA from Lodderomyces margitis, 509 nucleotides. RefSeq lists its product as uncharacterized. Gene Ontology annotation, molecular function: hydrolase activity. The transcript has a single exon. Lineage: Eukaryota; Fungi; Ascomycota; Pichiomycetes; Serinales; Debaryomycetaceae. The record is from RefSeq and is a predicted model, not a curated record. The annotation marks the transcript as partial.